GUAGUGAUGGAGACCACGUGAUGAAAUAUUCAGAGCAGGCACGCGACAGGAGGUACUCAAAAGUCUCCUGAAAUGAGUGUCGUAGACGUGCAAUUGUGACUGUUGUAAGUUCUCAAUAAGUGAGGGGAAGCUGUUUGGCCUGGCGCCAGGUUCCCCUGCUGGGGUACUACUUUGUUGUCACACGCGAGUUUUCCGGAUGCUUUCGUCUGUCCUCGUGCUGUAAUUCCAAGUCCGACUCUGAUCUUCUUUUUUUUUCCAGAAAAGUCCACUGAGGGUGUGUUGCUGAUAAACAUUAAAGCUCAGACGGUGGCCUGCAUACCUGAGGGACUCCCUCUCCUUCAUCUCCCAUCAGAGUCGAAACUGCAGUCAGUUCAUCGCACGCGGAUGGAUGUCUCGAAUUGUUCUCUACGCCAUGUGGGCGCACAUACAGGUAGUCUCGCUGAAAGUUGACCAUUGACAACAACCCGACCAGAUAAAGAAAAGAUCCAUGCAGAGAUGUUUCAGAUAGAGCUGCACUGUAACUAUCAGCCUCUCCACCCUGACACCGUAUCUCUCAUUCAACAUCUUCCAGCUGUGACCGAAGGAUUUCCUCUGGGGCUGAAAUCAGAGCGUUUGCCCAAUGAGACAGAGAGGAUCAGCCCUGGUCGUGAUGAGUGUCCCCUGUUUUUUGUCCUCUGCUGCUCGAAGCCUCAGCAUCCAGAGCCCCACUGCUGGUCUGUUCUGUUGCCGACUGCUUGGCUCCAGCUCGGGAUCAAGGAGAAGUAUGUCCUCCAAACGGCAGAUGGACCAUCUAGAGAGAACGGCAAACAACUCCAGACAUAAUGCUCUGUAUCCGGCUGAAGUCAGCGGCAUUUUGAAUGAAUCAGAGACGGUGAAACGCUUGAGACUAGCUGUUCAUCCAGACUUCAGUUUCAAGGCCGGACAGUGGGUGGAUUUUUUCAUCCCUGGUGUGGAGACUGUUGGAGGUUUCUCCAUGUGCUCCAGUCCAGGUUUGCUGCAGAGGGAGGGCAUUGUCGAACUGGCCGUUAAAUACGCAAAACACCCUCCAGCACACUGGGUUCACACCACGUGUAAAGUCGGCUCCCGGGUAGCGAUGCGUGUCGGUGGAGACUUUUUCUUCAACCCUUCGCCCUCUGACCCCUCUGUGGAUCUGCUGCUGGUGGCCGGCGGUGUAGGGAUCAACCCCUUGUACUCCAUUCUGUUGCACACGACAGAUCUACUGCGUCUCAACCAGGCAUCAGGUGGACGGGACUACAACAUAGGCUCCGCCCACCUGUGCUACAGCGCCAAGAACACACAGGAGCUGCUCUUCCAGAACUCCAUCAUUGAAGCGUGUCGGGAGUUCCCUGACAAGCUCUCCUGCGACUUCCACGUCACGCAAGAGAGCACAGAUGUUGACCCGCACCUCCAGCCAUUCCUCAGCCGUGGAAGGAUCACAGAGGAGGAGUUGCGGGCUCACAUGGACCCGCAGAGGACUUUGUGCUUCCUGUGCGGGCCGCCGCCCAUGAUCGAAGCAUUUUCAAAAACCCUUACAGACCUCGGCCUCCCAGGAGACAGAAUCCUCUUUGAGAAGUGGUGGUAGGACGUCAGGAACCUGCAGAGUUCCCCUGCUGGCUGGUGCUCCUCUAUCAGUCUACUGAGGGAACAUGUUUGGAGGUGUGUUGUGAAUUCAGAGAAACUGGAAUAUUCCACUGGUAUGGACUUAAAUAAAUAUAAACGGUGAAAGCUUGAGGAAAUACACCCUCCGAUCCUGCUGCUGCAACCUGUGCCUGAUCUGUGAUGGACCGCUGGGACCGCCCACUCUUUAUCCAGCAGCUGACUCGCAAAGACAACAGAGAUGAUUUUAUUUCUUAGAAUCUGAAAGGACGACUGAACAACUGUACAAUCUCAACUUUAGCAGGAUGUCUUUUAGCUCACUGCCUUAAUGAAUAUUGAAAUUAUUGUGAUAGACAGAAUGUGUUGUUACAUCUUCAAAUCUUAACUCAUUCCCUCUCUUUAUUUGCUGCCUGAGGAUUUGAUGGAGCAAAAUCAUAGGUGAUGUGUACCUAUGCAAACAUUUCUUCCAGCAACAAUCAGACAUUUUUGGAAAACACACUAAAUCUCUUUCUACCUGGAGUCUGAUAAGAAGAUCAUCAUUAGCAUUCUUUUAGUCGGCUAAGCUUAAAACAAGCUGUCCAGCUUCAUCCAAUGGUAACAGACUUUACAUCCAAACUACCUUCAGGAAGUGAAGACAUGUUGUUUUUAGUGAUGUAAUAAGUGAGGGAUAAUGUAUGGUGAGCAGGUUGUUAUAGUGGAUUGUAACCUUAUCUGCAUUCUACUAUAAAAAACCCUUUCACUGUACAUCAUCCUGCUUAUUACACAACUACCCACUUAAUGAAUUGAUCAUUUUACAAACUGACACCCAGUUAACCUAUCAGCGGAUUGAUAUGACUACAGCGAGUCCUCGGCGUCUGGGAUUAGAGCAGUUGUCUGUUUUCCACAAAUAACAUGCUGUUGCUGUGCAGCAUUGACCAAUCAAAAUCAAGUAUUAAACACAGCUGUGUAAUAUCAAAGUAUACCUUUUAAGAUGAUAUGCAUUAAGGCAGAUUUUGACAGAUAUGAGUGUGCAAUGAUCUUUUGUCUUUUUGAAAAUGCCAACUUUUAUUUUGAAGUCCUUCAAACAUAGAAGAUCAGGGCAAACAAUAGCAACCUGUACUGUAAUUUAACACUGUUCAUUAAGUGUUUAAUGAGUGACUUAUUUUCUUCAGUUGAAAUACCUCCACUUGUUUUAUGAGAUGUGUUUUUAGAAAUGUUUCACUCUGUAUGUAUACCUAUUGAAAUAAUUCUUAUUUAUUUGCAGAGCUGUAGAUGUGAAGUUGUUUGACUGAGUAACUUUGGAGCAACUGUUUCUCAUUUCACUCACAAACUUCACACGUCGUAUAUUUUUAGAGUCAUGGACUUCACAUUCUCCCACAUACUGGCCAGUGUCCCUGCCUGGUUUGCGCACCCUCACCGUUACAUGCGUACAGUGCCUAGCUCACAUGCACAUUUAACUCAAUCACCCACAUCCACAUACCUAUUAACAUGGUGAAGUGAAUAUCCCAUGGUGCACUGUAAUGGAACCUCCAGGUGGUCUCUGAUUGGCUCGGAUCACUGAACAUCCCUCGGAGAUGGGAGCGAGCUUCUUGUUGUCGUCUCUCAGUAGGGGUUCAUGCUCUUGAGACUCAUUUUUGAGUUGUUUCUGCGUUUCUUCCUCUUGUGAGGAAAUAAAGGAAAUUGAGUCAG
Molecule: messenger RNA, 3264 nt
Organism: Notolabrus celidotus (New Zealand spotty)
Lineage: Eukaryota; Metazoa; Chordata; Actinopteri; Labriformes; Labridae
Gene: oxnad1
Product: oxidoreductase NAD-binding domain containing 1
Exons: 11
Coding region: 620-1582 (320 amino acids)
Cellular component (GO): mitochondrion
Molecular function (GO): oxidoreductase activity
Source: RefSeq, a predicted model, not a curated record